UUCAGUAAUACCUGAAAACUACUAAUGAAACAAAUGUCAGUUUCCACCAGCACAACUGGGACUACUAGGGAUAUCUAACAUGCUGUUACUAAUCAAUGUCUAUCUCACCUUGUUGAUUUCCUGGGUCAGUGGACAAGAACAGUCAUGUAAUCCUCCCAAUAUUCCCAAUGGUGUCUUCUCACCUGUGAGGAUUGAACACAGAACUGGAGAUGAAAUCAGGUAUGAGUGUAAAAACGGAUUUCAUCCUGCAACUCAUGUAAAUAUAGCAACAUGCACAAGUAAUGGCUGGUCACCUCCUCCAAGAUGCACAUUGAAACCUUGUGAUUUUCCACAAAUAAAACAUGGACAACUAUAUGAUGAGGGUAGAUAUAGACCAUACUUUCCAGUAGCUAUUGGAAAACGUUUCUACUAUCACUGUCACCAUAAUUUUGUGACUCCUUCACGACAUCAUUGGGAGUACAUUCACUGCACACAAGAAGGAUGGUUACCAGCAAAACCAUGCCGCAGACAAUGUACUUUUAAUUAUUUGGAAAAUGGACAAUAUCCAUAUUAUGGAAGAACAUAUAUAGAGGGUGAAUCUGUACGAGUCAGUUGCAAUUCUGGCUACAGUCUUCCCAAUGGGCAGACCAAACUUACUUGUACAGAGACUGGCUGGCUCCCUCCUCCCAAAUGCAUCCGUGUCCAUUCUCUAGAAAAAUGUGGGCCUCCUCCACCUAUUAGCAAUGGAGACAUCACAUCCUUCCUAUUAAAAGUAUACCUUCCACAGUCAAGAGUCGAGUACCAAUGCCAGUCCUACUAUGAACUUCAUGGUUCUAAAUAUGUGACAUGUAGUAAUGGAGAGUGGUCAGAGCCACCAAGAUGUAUACAUCCAUGUGUAAUAACUGAACGAAAGCUGAAUAAAAAUAACAUACAGUUAAAAUGGAAAAGUGACACAAAACAUUAUGCCAAAACAGAGGAUGUCAUUGAAUUUGCAUGUAAACCGGGAUAUAAGGCACAGACAGCAGUGCAAUCAUUUCGCGCAGUGUGUCGGGAGGGGCUGGUGGAAUACCCCAGAUGUGAAUAAACAGGCUCUAUUCCCCUACA
This is a messenger RNA of Otolemur garnettii (small-eared galago), 1083 nucleotides long. RefSeq names its product complement factor H-related protein 2-like. The transcript is spliced from 6 exons. The coding region runs from base 80 to 1063 and encodes 327 amino acids. Lineage: Eukaryota; Metazoa; Chordata; Mammalia; Primates; Galagidae. The record is from RefSeq and is a predicted model, not a curated record.